This is a messenger RNA of Acanthosepion pharaonis, 588 nucleotides long. The record is from the annotation of a GenBank genome assembly. NCBI's taxonomy places the organism in Eukaryota, Metazoa, Mollusca, Cephalopoda, Sepiida, Sepiidae.
AUGCUUUCUUUUAUUUUACGGCAUAUCAAACUCAACGGAUUAUUUAAUGCCGACAAGAUUUUUAUUUCUAUCUAUCUAUCUAUCUAUCUAUCUAUCUAUCUCAAUUUUUAUUUCUAUCUAUCUAUCUAUCUAUCUAUCUCAGGGAAUUAUCAUUGGCUUUCUCUAUCUAUCUAUCUAUCUAUCUAUCUAUCUAUCUAUCUCUUUUCUCUCUCUAUCUCUCUUUUCUUUCCUCUCUCUCUCUCUCUCUCUCUCUCUCUCUCUCUCUCUCUCUCUCUCUCUCUCUCUCUCUCUGUAGAUGAUGCUUUUGGACGCCAAAGAAGGGAAAUAUUCACACACUCUGAGAAUUAUCUCUUUCAUCUUCUCUCAUCCUCUAUCUCUCUCUCUCUCUCUCUCUCUCUCUCUCUCUCUCUCUCUCUCUCUCUCGUGGACCCUCCUUUGACUCUCUCUGACUCUGUAUCUAUCUCUAUAGAUGAUGCCUUUUGGAUGCCUGUCUAUAACAAAGAAGGUGAAUUCUCUCUCUCUCUCUCUCUCUCUCUCUCUCUCUCUCCUUUUUUCUCUCUGUAUCUAUCUCUCUAUCUAUCUCUGUAG